UUGAUAAUGUUAGUGUGUGACCUCUGACCCGCUUCCCCAAACUAAAAGGCAAAAAGCCAAGAUGGAUCCUGGGAUGGUGUGUACGCUUUGUCAGGAGGCAUUUGGCCGAGAUGAGAACAUCCUGAACUCUGGAGGACAAGUUUGGCAUGAGGCAUGCUUCGUAUGUGUCCAGUGUUUCCAGCCGUUCCCUAAAGGAGUGUUCUUUGAGCAUGAUGGCCGCAAGUAUUGUGAGAGUGACUUUCACACCCUCUUUGCCCCUUGCUGCAGUGGCUGUGGUGAGUUUGUAAUUGGACGAGUGAUUCGUGCUAUGAGUCAGUCGUGGCAUCCCGAGUGCUUCAAGUGCAUCAGCUGUCAUUGUAAUCUAGCUGACAUUGGCUUUGUCAAGAACCAGGGAAGGCCUCUCUGUAAGAAGUGUAAUGUCGAUUUCAAAGGUGGCUCUAAGAAGUUCUGUGGCAAGUGCAGUCUGCCUAUUCAGGGGGAACACAUUGUGUACAAAUUCCAAGUGGUGCAUCCGGAGCAUUUCAAUUGCCACAAGUGCACAAAACCGCUAACUUCCAAGUGUCGUGAACAUGAUGGUGAGCUGUACUGCCUUCGUUGCUAUGACAGUAUGGAGUCGGCCAUUUGCUCAGCUUGUCGCCGUCCGAUUGAAGGCAGGAUUAUUCAUGCCCUCGGAAAGACCUGGCACCCGGAGCACUUUGUGUGUGCUCAUUGUGAGAAAGCAUUUGAGGGGAGACGCCAUUUUGAGAAGAAGGGAUUGGCUUACUGUGAGAGAGACUACAAGUUUCUGUUUGGUGAUGUGUGUUUCUCGUGCAACAAGCCUUGCCGUGGUGAUGUGGUGAGCGUGCUUAACAAGAACUGGUGCAUUCACCACUUCCGUUGUACGGCCUGCGAUUCACAACUGGCAUCAUCAAGGGGUGGAGCUCGUUAUGCGGAGAUGGACGAGCGGCCGUACUGUAAGAAGUGCUUUGACAAGGUUCCUGUGGAACUGAGGAGGAGGCUCAAGAAACAAUCAGACUAAUAUAAACCCAUAACUAUUAUAUGAACGGAGUGAAUACAUGCAUGCGUAGAUUUUAUUCUCUUUCUGUUUUUAGUGUCUCGUAGCUUUGUCUUCAAUUAGUAGAGUUUGCGUAAGUUAAGUCUGUAUAAUUAUACCAUCAUAAUCUGAUCGAUGAUCUCA
Molecule: messenger RNA, 1177 nt
Organism: Halichondria panicea
Lineage: Eukaryota; Metazoa; Porifera; Demospongiae; Suberitida; Halichondriidae
Product: LIM and senescent cell antigen-like-containing domain protein 2
Exons: 11
Coding region: 62-1018 (318 amino acids)
Biological process (GO): cell-cell adhesion; cell-cell junction organization; positive regulation of integrin-mediated signaling pathway
Cellular component (GO): cytoplasm; focal adhesion; cell-cell junction
Source: RefSeq, a predicted model, not a curated record